AAGUUUCUAAAUAAUUCCAGUAAAAAUGGCGUAUGACAGUACGUUAAUUGCAAAUAUAAUGAAGGACAUUGGCUGUGGUGAUGGCUUUCACAUACCGGUGGCAAAUGAAGAAAAUCAAUUACUUGAAAAUGAGAUAAAAGAAUUGCUUAAAAAAAAAGCCGAAUUGUUGGUUAUCGAUGAAUCAAUGGAUAAUGAAUUACGUGAUAGUAAAAAUAUAUUAACCAAUUUAUCAAAUCAUGAGAAUCAAAAUCAGAAAUUGAUCAUAGCCAACCGCCAACAACACGAGACGGAACAGCAUAUGCUGAUUGCAGCUCAAAGAGACAACGACUGUUUAUCCAGGGAAAAUAGAAUAUUGAAAAAUAAUUUGAAUGAGUUGAUCGAAAAUCAAAAUAAAAUGGAAAAUGAGCUGGAAAAAACUGAAGAACAAAUAAAAAAAAUGAGGGAAACUAUCGAAUGGGGYGAAGAAACGCUUUUGGCGUGGAAUAAUGACUUGGUUAAACGAUGUACAGAUGUUAAUAUUCUCGAGACAUAUCAUUUAGAGGAUAAUAACAGGUUUAAGGAAUUGGAAUUACGAAGACAGCGCCUUCAACAGGAUGUUAUUGAAAGAGAGUUGAUCGUGGAAAAAGAAGUAGAUGAACUCCUUCAAGUAGAAAGAGAGCUGGAACAAACUUCUAAGUUAACUAGGCAAGCACAACAUGAAAGAAACCACAGACUUGAACAGUGGGAAAAUGCAGCUAAUUUUUUGAACUCUAAUCAGAAAGAUUCACAGAAUACYGUCGAAGAAAUUAAUAAAAUUAGAUUAGCUGCUCGUGAAGUGUUUGAUAAAAUGAAUGAAAAUAAACAAAAGUAUCAAGAAUAUUUAGAGAAAAAUGAAGAGUUAGAAUAUAAAAUAGAAGAAGUAAAUAAAGUCAAUAAUGAGCUGAAAUUAUCAACCCUGAAUAAACUUUCAGAAACUGAAGAUUUACAAUCAGAGGUGUUGUCGGUUCAAAAAGCYCUUAGUGUUAUGGGUAAUAAGUUAGAAAAUGAGCGUACAAAACGUAAGCAUAUGGAAAAUGAAUUAACAAAAUUAAAAACCCAGAUACAACAAAAGGAAAAUGGCUUAGCAAAAAUAAAGGAUGAUUUGACUAAAAUCAAAAAUCAAUCUAUGACUACGGAGGAGAGGUUAAAUGAACUGAAUUCGAUCUAUAACCAAAAAAAAGUUGAAGCAGAAAAAUUCUUAUCGGAAAAAAAUAAAUUGCUUAAUAUUGCAUAUAACGUACGAAAUGAGAUAAGCCAGGAAAAAAUUAACAUUGAUUUGUUGACAAGUCAAUUAGAACGAAUUUGUAACAAACAAAGUAUACUGAGUAAAGAAGAAUCGAAAUCAAAAAAAUUAAUUUUGGAAAAAAAAGAAAUCGUAUAUAACUUGAGCUUUCAGCUCGAAACUAUACGUAUAGGAAUUGCUGAAGCCAAGGGAACUACGGAUAUCGAAGAGAUGAAAGUUAUGCAAGAAAAGUUGCAAAAGUGCAACGAAGAAUUAAACCAGGCCACCGAUCACCAGCAUCAGUUGGAAAAGCAGUUAAAGUCGACUGAAAGUGAAACCAGACGUAUAACUAAACAAAUCGAAAAAAAUACUUCAGAAUUAGAAAUGCUUCGAAACCGAGUAGAAGAAUUGAACGUUACUAAUGAAGGAGGUGUAAAACAAAUUCAAGUCUUAAAGGAAACCAAUCAUCGGUAUCACAUGGAAGAAAUGAUGGUGAAGCUUAAGAUAGAACAAAUGAAGAAGUUGACGAACAAUGAAUGCGAUAAAGUAUAUUCAUUAGCUCAGCAGCGUGAAGAAUUAACUGCGGGCAUAAACAAUAGGAAAAAGGAAGUGGCGGAAAUUUACAAGCGGAUCAGCGACGAGAAAAAAUUGCUGUCUGAUGAAAAGUCAACGAUAAAACGCAAAUUAGACUCGAUAAUCCAGUACAUCGAACAACGGAAAACUAAGCACCAGAUACUGUUGUCUACAAUGGGAGGUCCCUCGUCUCGGCCGACCUUGGAGGGUAGUGGUGAUGACGAUUGUGAUGGCGAUGAUGAAGACCUAUCUUCGUUCAAAAUGAGCGAGCACCGAAUCCGGGUGGCCCAGGAAAAGCUUGAACUACAGGAAACUGGUGAUCGGCUGGAUGAGCGCGUGCAAAAACUGGAGACCGAGAUCCGGGCCAUGGAGAACACGUUGCAUGUGCUCAACGCCAACAACAGCUGUUAUAAGUCCGGAAUGUCUUCUGUUAACCCAGCUAGUGAGGAGUACAAGGAAAAGGUCAUUCUAGAGGAGACAUACGAAAAACUCAAUAGCAUGUGGCUACAGAAAAAAAAAACGCUUGAAAAGCUAGAGAACGAGAUUCGACGGGAUAUUGUGGUGAGAAUGAUGAAAAAAGUGAACAAGUGCGUUUUAGAGCAGUUGUCAGAAAUGUCUGUUCGACACAUCGAAGUCGAACCUACUGUUAAGCAAUAUUUGUUGGAAAAGGAUUUGGAAUUACCCAUCGUGUCCGGUCUGUUUUUGAACAAAGCAAAAUCAAGUUGCGGGUCUAGCUCGGUGUCAUUGAUCAGUAGUAAUUCCAGCGUUAAAAGCUAUUCGGAUGAAGACAAGCAAUGUUCGUAUUCCGUAGUGAACUUAGGACCUACUGCUUUAAGUGGCUCUGUUAAAUCCGGUAAAUAA
Messenger RNA from Diuraphis noxia (Russian wheat aphid), 2674 nucleotides. Its product is annotated as coiled-coil domain-containing protein 39-like. Lineage: Eukaryota; Metazoa; Arthropoda; Insecta; Hemiptera; Aphididae. Gene Ontology annotation, cellular component: axoneme. The record is from RefSeq and is a predicted model, not a curated record. Gene Ontology annotation, biological process: inner dynein arm assembly; epithelial cilium movement involved in determination of left/right asymmetry; cilium-dependent cell motility.